AUGAGAACUGGUGUGAAGAAUUGCUCACCGUUGCUGAUUGGCACAGAGGCAGUGGAACGCGUCCACAAAUUUACAUACCUCGGGAGCGUCGUGUCAGAGACUGGUGGAAGUGAAGAGGACAUCGCUUCAUGGAUAGCCAAACCCCGAGCUACCUUCGCGCAGCUGAGACCUGUUUGGCAAUCGCAGAAACUGACCCGAAGGAUUAAACUUAAGAUAUUCGGGUCCAACGUGAAAUCCGUGUUGCUUUACGGGUGCGAAACGUGGAAGGUUACAAAGGACAUCUCACGCCAAAACCAAGUUUUCGUCAACCGCCCUCUUCAUCGCAUUCUCGGUAUUUACUGGCCCGAGAACUUCUCAAACUUAGAGCUGUUGGAGAAAUGCCAUGAGAGCCCGAUCGACAGCCAGAUCAAGCGUCGCAAGUGGAGAUGGAUUGGACACACGCUCCGAAGGGAACCCGACCAUAUUCCCAAACAAGCUUUGGACUGGAAUCCCCAAGGGAAAAGAAAGCGUGGCCGUCCCCGUCAAACCUGGCGACGCUCCGUGUUGGCAGAGGCGGCGAGCAUCGGAAUGACGUGGAGCGAGGUGAAGGCUGAAGCCCAAGACCGAUCGCGAUGGAGGACAUCUGUGGACGCCCUCUGCCCCAUCUAG
Vanessa tameamea is the source of this 648-nucleotide messenger RNA. RefSeq lists its product as uncharacterized. The coding region runs from base 1 to 648 and encodes 215 amino acids. The record is from RefSeq and is a predicted model, not a curated record. The transcript has a single exon. Lineage: Eukaryota; Metazoa; Arthropoda; Insecta; Lepidoptera; Nymphalidae.